AUAUUUUAUCAUGCUCAAAAUACGUCAUCAGGAUAAUAAUAAUAUAAAUAAUGCUCUAGUCGUGAUUGAUUUUAAUUCAUUAUUCUAAGACAAAUACAAUAAAUUCUGCAAUAUUAAGAUUUAUCUCUUAUUUUAUUAUUUGCAAUACUGAUGCUAAACUGUUCGUCCAACUUGAUAAUAAUGAAAAUUCAUAAAAAAAUAAAUAAAAAUAAUCCAUUUAUGAUUGACUUAAUUCAUCUAAAUGUGUUGCUUUUAAAUAAUAAAACACUAAAUGCUGUGACAAAAUGUUUUAAAGUAAUGAUGUUGAGAGGAAUCAUCAGUCUGUAAAUGUUUUGUUAAAUUUUUAGUAAAUAUUCAGUCAGAUUCUGUUCUGCAAAAGGCGAAAUAAAAGGUUUAUAAUAAGAAAUAUAUGCAACAUUCAUCAACACUGAUGAUGAUGGCGAUGAUGAUGAUGGUGAUGAUGAUGAUGAUGAUGAGGCUGAGAGGUUCAGCUGGAGGAGGUGGAGGUGAUGGUGGGAGGAGAGGCGGAGGUUCGGUGGCCCCCCCACCCCCUCCGCAUCAAACCUGCCCACUGCACCGGAGCCGCCGACGGGCCGUGAUGCUGCAGCUGCCCGCAGAUAAAAGACCCGCCGCGGCGCUGCGGACAGAAAACACGCAGCGGGAAGUCUGCGGCUGCAAAACCUCCGCAACAGAAAUGUAGAGGAACCAUCUGGUUUUUGUUGCUUUUAAGGAUCUGCGUGAUGGAAGCGUAUCUGCAGAGUUUCCCCGCAGUUAACGGUUUAACUCCCGGCGCCCUGCUGGCGGCCUGCCUGGCUCUGCUGCUCUCCGUCAGGCUGUGGCUCCGGCGCCGCGGGGCCGUUCCGGGCCUGCCGGGGCCCUUCGCCUGGCCCGUUAUCGGGAACGCCGCGCAGCUCGGCAACACGCCGCACCUGUACUGCACCCGCAUGGCGAGGAAGUACGGCGACGUGUUCCAGAUCCAGCUGGGCAGCCGAACCGUGGUGGUUCUGAACGGCGGCGCCAUCCGACCGGCGCUCAUCAAGCAGGGUUUGGACUUCGCCGGGAGGCCGGACUUCACCUCCUUCCGGUUCAUCGCCGACGGCCAGAGCUUGGCGUUCGGCACCGUCACGGACUGGUGGAAGACGCACCGCAAAGUGGCGCAGUCCACCGUCCGCAUGUUCUCCACCGGGAACCCGCAGACCAAGCGGACCUUCGAGCAGCACGUCCUGGCCGAGUUCAGGGAGCUUCUGCGGCGGUUCGUGGAGAAGACGCGGGCGGAGCGGUACUUCGAGCCCUGCACCGACCUGGUGGUGUCCACCGCCAACGUGAUGAGCGCCGUCUGCUUCGGGAGGAGGUACACCUACGAGGAUGCGGAGUUCCGGGAGGUGGUGGGCAGGAACGACAAGUUCACCAAGACCGUGGGAGCGGGGAGCAUCGUUGACGUGAUGCCGUGGCUGCAGUACUUCCCCAACCCAAUCAAAACCAUCUUCGAGGACUUCAAGAACCUCAACCGGGACUUUGGGGCGUUCAUCCGGGAUAAAGUCAUGGAGCACAGGAAGUCCAUGGAGUCGAGCGCCAUCCGGGACAUGACGGACGCUUUCAUCGUGGCUCUGGACCGAAACACGGAGACAACUGGACUCUCCUCUGGGAACGACUACGUGACUCCCAUCAUAGGGGACAUUUUUGGAGCCAGCCAGGACACGCUGUCCACGGCUUUACAGUGGAUCAUCCUCAUACUGGUCAAGUAUCCUGAGAUCCAAACGCGUCUUCAGCUUGAGGUGGACAGAGUUGUGGACCGGAGUCGUCUGCCGUCCGUCGAGGACCAGGCCGAGCUGCCGUACGUCAUGGCCUUCCUCUACGAGGUGAUGCGCUUCACCAGCUUCAUCCCGCUCACCAUCCCCCACUCCACCGUCACAGACACCUCCAUCAUGGGCUACGCCAUUCCAAAGAACACCGUCAUCUUCAUAAACCAGUGGUCCGUCAACCACGACCCGGCCACGUGGUCCAACCCGGGGACCUUCGACCCUGAGCGCUUCCUGGACCCCCAGGGGGCGCUAAACAAAGACCUGGUCGCCAACGUGCUCAUCUUCUCGUUGGGCCGGCGGCGGUGCAUCGGCGAGCAGCUCUCCAAGAUGCAGCUGUUCCUGUUCACGGCGCUGCUGGCGCACCAGUGCCGCAUCGCCGCCGACCCGGCGAAGACGCUACCCCUGGACUACAAGUACGGCCUGACUCUGAAACCGCUCGACUACGCCAUCGCCGUGUCUCUGCGGGAAGACGUGACUCUGCUGGACGCUGGUGCCGCUCAGGCAGUCACAAACGAACAAUCAGCAGAAUUACAGGCAAAAGGUUAAAGAUUAAAGGCCACAGCAAGAGGCUGCAACCUGCAGAACCACAAAAUGGCUCAUCGGACGCAAACCUUUAGCGAAAAAUUAAAAACAACCAUUUUAGUAUAAAUAUAAAAACAAAUGCUGAAUGUUUAAUAGGUUUCCUGCAAAACAUGGAGAAAAGAAGUUAGCUGAAGCUAGCUAUAGCUUAGCUAGCUACAGCAGCCAUAGCUAGAAGCUACACUGCAAAAACACAAAAACUUACCAAGAGCUUUUGUCUCCUUGCAAAUAUUUUAGUUUGCUUGAAAUAAAACAAAACCAACUUCAAAGUAACUUUUCAGUAAAAUAUAAAAGUUUGCUUUAAGUCAAAGUUACUAUCAGAUUUUUUCACUUCUAAGAUAUCUUUUCUGGAAAUUGGACCAAAACUCUUUGUAACAUUGUGUGUUUUUGCAGUGUAUGAAUGUUAGAUUCUGGAUUUCAAACAGAACGACACUAAAAGUACCAGAUUAGGUCUGUUUUUAAAAUUUAAUUUAAAUUCAUUUUUCAUCGUAUAAAAAACGUAUAUCCAUCAGCUUAAUUUUAAAUCAUAAAAAUAUAAAUAAAUUAGUGGUUCGUUAAACUGAGGACAAGUUUCCUAAAGUAGAUAUUUGUCUAAAUUUCUUUGUUGUUUUUUUCUAAAAGUCAUGCAACAAAGGAAUAAAAUGUUGAAUUUAAUUAUUUGAUUAUUUGCAUUUUUAAUGUUUUUCUAAAAUUAAAUGAAAAAUAUGCCAAUAUUUUUAUCAGAUUAAUCGAUUAAUCAUCAGAAUAAUCGAUUAAUCACUUACUAAAUUAAUCAUUAAUUGCAGCCCAGGUUUUACAAAAGUUAAUCCACCUAAAAAAUAUGUAAACUUAAAGAAAACACCUUAAUUUAUUGAUUGUUUUGAUUUCUUUAAAAAGCUAAUUUGGUUGAUGUGGGAGAGCUGUAUGGAAGGAUUUUUCUAAAUCUUUUAGCAGCUGCAAUAACAGAUAGAUUUACUUUAAGACUCUUAGCAGAGCUUUAACCUGAGGUGCUGAUAAAAGCGUCUGCAUCUGAAUUUCUGCAGACAGAAAGCGACGGCACAUCUGUUCUCAACAUUAGUCAGCCGCAGCGAUCGCCUGCGAUGCGUCGAUUCGUCAGAGCAGAGGACUGCAGCCAGCUGCUUAUAACCAGAAAACAGCCUGGAAAAACACAAUGAAGCUCUGAUCCUAAACAAUAAUAAGCUGCUGCAUAAUUUAUCCCUGCAAGGUGGAAAAACUGCACACUGAAGCCUUUAUUGUUGCUUCGCUACCCGGAGAAAAGACACUUUAUCUACUUAAAUAAUCCAAAUGUUUCUCAAUCGUGUAUCUUCAUAACUGUGAUGAGCAAACCGUGUUUCAGAUCCUCAUGACUACAGAAACAAGCCGCCGUCUGAGGGUCGAGCUGCAGCUACAUAAGCUCCUAGCUUCAGCUCUGCUAACACUAAAUGUUCAGUAGCAACGUGUAAAUUAAUAUAUUAUAUAUGCCAGUGUAUUAUACAGGAAGAGAAAUACUAAAAUACUAUUUAAUCUAAUAUAUUCUUUAACUUUUUACAGAUGCUGUUGUACAGAGACGGUCAGCUUUCACAUGUAAACAGAUAUUAAAGCAAUGUAACUCAGUCAGGAAAAUGUACAGGACAUUACAGGCACGCACUGCAAAAACAGAAAAUACCACCAAGGGUUUUUGGUUACUUUCUAGCGCAAAUAUAUUAGCACACUG
Xiphophorus couchianus (Monterrey platyfish) is the source of this 4074-nucleotide messenger RNA. RefSeq names its product cytochrome P450, family 1, subfamily B, polypeptide 1 (gene cyp1b1). The coding region runs from base 741 to 2348 and encodes 535 amino acids. The record is from RefSeq and is a predicted model, not a curated record. Gene Ontology annotation, biological process: progesterone metabolic process; hormone biosynthetic process. The transcript has 3 exons. NCBI's taxonomy places the organism in Eukaryota, Metazoa, Chordata, Actinopteri, Cyprinodontiformes, Poeciliidae. Gene Ontology annotation, molecular function: iron ion binding; oxidoreductase activity, acting on paired donors, with incorporation or reduction of molecular oxygen, reduced flavin or flavoprotein as one donor, and incorporation of one atom of oxygen; heme binding.